CAUUAAGAGGCCCAAACACACAAUCAGACAAAGAAACAUUCCUUGGAUUUCACAUCUAUUUACGGUUUUGUCAUAUGAUGAGCACGGCGGCGACAACGGAGGCAAAGAUGGCGACCGAGCCACCGAAGAUAGUGUGGAACGAAGGGAAACGGCGAUUCGAGACGGAGGAUCACGAAGCUUUCAUAGAAUACAAGAUGAGAAACAACGGUAAAGUGAUGGAUCUGGUUCAUACUUACGUUCCUUCCUCCAAACGAGGAUUAGGUUUAGCUUCUCAUCUCUGCGUCGCCGCUUUCGAACACGCCUCUUCUCACUCCAUCUCCGUCAUCCCUUCCUGCUCCUAUGUUUCGGAAACGUUUCUUCCUCGAAACCCGUCAUGGAAGCCUCUGGUUCAUUCAGAGGUAUUCAAGUCUAGCAUCUGAAUAACACACUUGUUUCUCGUUGUGCUCUACUGCUCUGUAAUAAUAAGUAACGUCUCUAAAAUUGUCUUAUAUGACUAACAAUCGUUUGAUGAUUGUAAUCAAAAUCAGAAUUGAGUGAAUCUUAUGAAUCCUACUGCUUUUGAUUACU
Molecule: messenger RNA, 567 nt
Organism: Arabidopsis lyrata subsp. lyrata
Lineage: Eukaryota; Viridiplantae; Streptophyta; Magnoliopsida; Brassicales; Brassicaceae
Product: acetyltransferase At1g77540
Exons: 2
Coding region: 75-419 (114 amino acids)
Source: RefSeq, a predicted model, not a curated record